UUGAAGACAAUUUAGUGUUACAAUUCCAGAAUACUCGAAUAAAAAUUUAAAACAUUCAUUAAAAGAAGACGUAUUGUAUAAAUAAAGUAAUAGAAUUUAGAUUCGCAAGUACAUUUUUUUUUUCAUAAUACAAUAAGUAUUUGAUUUUAAUAUUUAUUAAAGAGAAGAAUCAUGUUCUUUGAGAAAUUAAAUCACACUUUAUUUGCCAGAAAUUCUUGUUUAAUUCUUUCUCGUUGUAAACACGUACAAGCGGCUCGUUAUAAACGUUCAAUUAAAGGAAACAAGCCAUUGACUUAUGAAAUGGCUGGUCCGCCACACACAAUUGCUCAUAUCAAAAGUUGGAAUUCAUGGAAUACAUGCAAUAUGUUGGAUGGUUUAAGACCAGCUGAAACAGCAAUAGAAGAUGAGUUUAUUCGUCGAUUCAUUGUUGGUACCUGGCAUGAUUUAAUUGCCUCAGAAAUUAUCAUUAAACGCCAACACAACAUAAUUAGAAUUGCUGCUAUUGCUGUACAGAAAAUCAGUGUGACUAAAAUGUAUUUUUUAAUUGGUUAUACAGAGGAGCUUUUAAGUUAUUGGUUGCAGUGCCCCAUCAAAUUAGAGUUUCAAACUGUUGAAGAUCGUAAAAAUGUUGUCUUUAAAUACAUUUAGGUUUAAUUUUAAUAGAUUUUCAUCCAAUACAAUGAGAUAUUGGAAAAAAAUUUCUUCUUAUUUAGUAUUUUGUGCAAAACUAAAUAUAUUAUAGUGAUUGUUGUUUAUAUUAUUUUCUUGUGUUAUAUAACAUAUAAGUCAAUUUAGGAAAA
Adelges cooleyi (spruce gall adelgid) is the source of this 800-nucleotide messenger RNA. RefSeq names its product 28S ribosomal protein S24, mitochondrial (gene mRpS24). The transcript is spliced from 3 exons. Gene Ontology annotation, cellular component: mitochondrion. Bases 172 to 648 code for a protein of 158 amino acids. Lineage: Eukaryota; Metazoa; Arthropoda; Insecta; Hemiptera; Adelgidae. The record is from RefSeq and is a predicted model, not a curated record. Gene Ontology annotation, biological process: translation.